UUGGUAUCUUUUUUUCAGACGCACCCCUGUCAUUUUCCCAUAACUACAUAUCAAACACCCUUAUCUGGCUGUGCUUCACGUGUGGUUCGUUUCCAAAAGGAUAGAGCCGAACCAAAACGCGUUCCGCCGUUGGCUUUCGAUUCCUCACUCAGCGCUGCUGAUACCCCACUCAGUGUUAUCACCGAGUCUGUCCUAUCAGUUGGAACCGACUGUCGUGGUCAACCGGGGACGGUACGAUUUCAGAGCCCAACAGUUUUCUCCGGUUGUGAUUUCGGACCCCGCGCUCCUCCUUCGUCACCCAUCGUAUUCAGUCCGCAGGCUACUCAUCCAGCACCAUCUACGGAGUCCCAGGUGAACAGUCCUUCACGCAAACUACAGAGCUACCGAUUGUUGGGUACACCGGAAUAUCUCGCUCCGGAAUUGUUAAUGCUUACAACUCCGUCAUCAGAACCACGAGAGACGGCUGCGGUCGACUGGUGGGCUUUGGGCAUUAUUCUGUUUGAAAUGCUUACUGGUAGUACACCGUUCACGGAUGACACUCCGGAGGCCAUCUUCCAAAACAUACUUAACGGAGAUAUUCCUUGGCCAUGUUCUGUGAUCGGCGUUUCUUCAGACUCCGCAAAUGAUCAACGAUUGGAAACUGAAGCUGACGAAUUAUCUCCGGCAGCUGUCGACUUAAUCAAAGGCCUUUUGUCACCUUCACCGUGCGAUCGCAUGCUUGUGGUGUCUCGAUUGCGAAACUGUGCCUUCUUGGCAUCUUUCAACGAUUGGGAACACCUGGAUCAAUUGGAAAUGCCGUUUGUUCCCUGUCCGGACGAUUCUACUGAUACUACAUACUUUGAAGUAAGCCUAAUCUCGUCACAAUCCCGUUCAGUUUUCACUACUUUUAGUGAACACUACACGCCGAUUUCUUUGUGGGUCCAAACGGCUCAAAAUUCUGCACAAAACUAG
Molecule: messenger RNA, 951 nt
Organism: Echinostoma caproni
Lineage: Eukaryota; Metazoa; Platyhelminthes; Trematoda; Plagiorchiida; Echinostomatidae
Source: the annotation of a GenBank genome assembly